Sphenostylis stenocarpa is the source of this 192-nucleotide messenger RNA. NCBI's taxonomy places the organism in Eukaryota, Viridiplantae, Streptophyta, Magnoliopsida, Fabales, Fabaceae. The record is from the annotation of a GenBank genome assembly.
AUGGAAGAACAUAUCAUAUUAUAUUUUUCAUCCAAAAAUUAUGACCCUUUCAGUGAUGACAAAGAUGACAUUCUUGUUGAUAGUGCAGAUGGAGAAUAUGAUGAAGAACCACAACAGAACUUACCAUCCAACUCCCAGCGCAUACGAGCUGCGCCCAACGCAUACGAGCUGCGCCCAGCGGAUUUUGGCUGA